CUAAAGCAAAAAUUACAAACGUCAAUUUGGGAGUUGAUUUCUUUCCGUAGCGUCAAAAAUUUUGUUGUUUUUGUAUAAAACGAAUUCCAGAAAACUCUUCACACCCGUAAAGCGUCUCGUUAAAAAUCAUGGAAGUCAAAGAAUGCAACGAUUUAGCUGAAGAAAACCAAUUCAUUGUGGACGAUGUGAGUAAAAUUAUUAAAGAAGCAAUUGAAAAUUCUAUCGGAGGGACCGCCUAUCAGCAUAACAAAGUUAAUCAAUGGACUUCGGCUGUUGUAGAAUCCUGUUUGGGACAACUUACCAAGUUACAAAAACCUUACAAAUAUAUAGUGACAUGCACAAUUAUGCAAAAGAAUGGUGCAGGUCUACACACAGCUUCUUCUUGUUUUUGGGACAAUAACACUGAUGGCUCAUGCACCGUGCGCUGGGAAAACAAAACUAUGUACUGUAUUGUCUCCGUGUUUGGCCUUGGCAUCUAAUUUAUAAUGUAACGCUUCAAUAUGUUAAAAAAAUAAUUCCACGUAACUACAGUGACAACCAGUAACACAUGUAACUGCAAAAAAUUAAAAUAAUGAUUAUUACUUGAGUAAAUUGAUAGUAAGCUAAAGAGUUCUUAUAAAUACUAAGACAUUAUUUUUAAGUUAUCAAAAAAAAUAUUGCUGUUUUGCAGUAAUAAAUAUGGAGAUCUUUAUUUACGAUUCACGAUGGUAAUGUAGGGUUAAAAAUUAUAAUUUGCUUCUAUAAUAAAACAUUCUAAAGCACACUUAUCUAUUUUUUCUCAGUUGUAACAGACUUGUUUUAUAGUCAUUACUUAAUUUUAAGUAAGUAGGAUAUAUUUUCGUACACAAUAAAGUAUAUCAAAAAGUGA
Messenger RNA from Helicoverpa armigera (cotton bollworm), 868 nucleotides. It is a transcript of the gene Dlc90F, whose product is annotated as dynein light chain Tctex-type. The coding region runs from base 129 to 479 and encodes 116 amino acids. Gene Ontology annotation, molecular function: dynein intermediate chain binding. Gene Ontology annotation, cellular component: cytoplasm; cytoplasmic dynein complex. The record is from RefSeq and is a predicted model, not a curated record. Lineage: Eukaryota; Metazoa; Arthropoda; Insecta; Lepidoptera; Noctuidae. Gene Ontology annotation, biological process: microtubule-based movement. The transcript has 3 exons.